ACUCGGAUCUUAUUGGGCUGUUAAUUUGUGAGAAGCCCUGCAAGGAACCCUGGGUGGGGGUGUGGCCUGGGACAGCGGGGUUAGGGCAGUGCUGUGGUCCUCAGGGCUGCAGUCUGGGUCCACGUGCACAGAGGAUAUAACGCUGAACCUAAAGGCCUGCGAUGCAAGCUCACGAGCUCCUGAGACAGCUGGGGAUUCCCGAGCUGGCUGACCUCCGGCAGUACCUCUGGAGCCUUCCCACCAACACCCUGGUGGGCACAGCCGCCUUCGCCGCCUUCACCACCUACUGGUUCAUGAGCCGCCCCAGGGCUGUGAGGCCCCCCUGCGACCUCAGCAUGCAGUCUGUGGAGACGCAGGGUGGUGACCUCGCUCGUAGAUCGCCCUUGCUGGACAGCGACGAGCCCCUGAUCAACCUCUACAGUGACACCACCACCAUGUACGAAGUCUUCUGCAGAGGAUUACGGCUGUCGAAUAAUGGACCUUGCCUGGGAUCCAGAAAGCCGAAUGAGCCGUACGUCUGGAUGUCCUACCAAGAGGUGGCGGAGCAGGCAGAAGUCCUGGGCUCAGCGUUUCUCCACAGAGGGCACAGCCAGGCUGGCGACAAGUUCAUCGGGAUCUUUGCACAAAGCAGACCAGAGUGGACCGUGACUGAGAUGGCCUGUUACACAUAUUCCCUGGUGUCCGUACCCCUCUACGACACGCUUGGCACAGAGGCCAUCCGCUACAUCAUCGACAAAGCUGCCAUUUCCACGGUGGUGUGUGAUGUCCCUGACAAGGCCCAGCUCGUUCUGGACUGCAUGGCGGACCGGGAACACACCGUCAAGACGAUCAUCCUGAUGGAGGACUUUGACGCCGCGCUGGUAGCCAAGGCAAAGGAGUGCGGCAUCGAGAUCCUCAGCCUGAAGGAAGUGAAGGAUCUCGGCAAAGCCAACUACAGGAAACCAGUGCCUCCCAAGCCUGAGGACCUGGCUAUAAUCUGUUUCACAAGCGGCACUACAGGAAAUCCCAAGGGUGCCAUGAUCUCGCACAGAAAUAUCCUGUCCAACUGCUCAUCCAUCAUUAAAAUACUUCAGAUCACCACCACCAUAAACAGCAGCGACACGCACAUUUCCUACCUGCCCCUCGCCCAUAUGUUUGAGAGACUGGUACAGGCGGUGGUGAUGUGCCACGGAGCGCGAAUCGGCUUCUUCCAGGGAGACAUCCGCCUGCUGAUGGACGACCUGAAGACGCUGCAGCCCACCAUCUUCCCCGUGGUCCCGCGGCUCCUCAACCGGAUGUUCGACAAGAUAUUGGGGCAGGCCAACACCCCCCUGAAGAGGUGGGUGCUGCAGUUCGCCUCCAGCAGGAAGCAGGCGGAGAUGAGGAACGGCAUCAUCAGGAAGGACAGCCUGUGGGACAAGCUCAUCUUUAAGAAAGUGCAGGCCAGUUUGGGGGGUCGCGUGCGUCUGAUGGUCACCGGAGCAGCCCCCGUCUCCCCGACUGUCCUGACCUUUCUGCGCACAGCCCUGGGCUGCCAGUUCCACGAAGGGUACGGACAGACGGAAUGCACAGCAGCAUGCACAAUUUCAAUGCCCGGAGACUGCACAGCAGGUCACGUGGGAGCGCCCCUGCCCUGUAACAUUCUGAAGCUGGUCGACGUGGCCGAGAUGAACUACUUUGCAGCCAACGGAGAGGGAGAGGUCUGUGUGAAAGGACCAAACGUGUUCCUGGGAUACCUGAAGGACCCAGAAAAAACCAAGGAGACCAUCGACGAGGACGGAUGGGUCCACACCGGAGACAUCGGCAAGUGGUUAGAGAACGGCACUUUGAAAAUCGUGGACAGGAAGAAGCACAUAUUCAAGCUGGCUCAGGGCGAGUACAUCGCGCCAGAGAAGAUCGAGAACAUCUACAUCCGCAGCGAUCCCGUGGCUCAGGCCUUUGUCCAUGGCGACAGUCUGCAGGCAUGUCUGGUGGGCAUCAUAGUUCCAGAUCCGGACUUCUUUGGUGGAUGGGCCAAGAAGAGAGGUCAUGAAGGUUCCUAUGAAGAGCUGUGUAAAAACCAGGAACUGAAGAAGGCCAUCUUAGAGGACCUCUUGAAACUGGGCAAAGAUGCAGGCCUGAAGUCUUUCGAGCAGGUCAAGGACAUCACCCUGCACCCUGAGAUGUUCUCUGUCCAGAACGGCCUGCUGACCCCGACCAUGAAGGCCAAGAGGGCGGACCUCAGGGCGCACUUCAGGGCCCAGAUCGACCAGCUGUACUCCAAGAUCAAGAUGUAACCAUAGCGACUGAAAAUGAAAGGAAAAAUUCAUCUCCAGGGAAACCAGUUAAUCGAACAAAGCGUGCCUUAAGUACUGGACGCACUGAGGUGGAGAUUCAGUCUGUACCCAGUCUAAACUAAUACUGUAGGAACAAACCAAUGGAGAGGCUCAGAGGGGUGGAGUCGAUGCCAUAUCGAGCCAGCUGUGUCAGUAGAUACCUGCUGAUGUAAUGUUACAUUUCUGCAGGCUCCUAUCUUUUUCAAGCAGUCUUAAACUCUCUAAACACACUGUUUUACACACAAGGAAUUUGACAUCAUCCUGUUAUUUAUUUUUACUUUUUCUUCUGGAAGAAGUGAAACCAUACAGCGACAGAAACUUCUAAUUGUACUGCGAAUUGUACUUUUAUCUCUUCUGUGAUUUUGAUUUUGAUUACCAGUGUACAAAGUUUCAGUUUCGGUAAUUGUUUUUCAAAUUCAGGAAUACUAUGUAAUGUCAAGAGCGGGUUUAAAUUAUGCAACUGUACAGUGACUAGAAAAUGUGAGGUGGACCAGAGAUAAGCAUACCUCGUUUCUCAUGGUUUUGACAGAAAAAGGGAAUACUUUUUGUACAGGACUGCGCUGUUUGUACUGUAAUGUUUGAUGAAAUACGAAUGUUAAUGGUAGAAAUCUUAAUAGGCUGAAUUAUUUGAAUUGUGGGUUCAUUAGGUGUGUGGCUUUUAUCCGAUACAGUGAAUUUUAUUUAAUUAAUGUGUUAAUCUAAUGUGAACCAGUUAGGUGCCAACGCAAUGAAGUCAAUGAAGCUGCUAUAUUGCAGAAGUCCAGCACACAAAAUCACUAACUGGCAGAACUGGAAUACAUACCCCUCGUUCACAUAUCAUUCAUGUAUUUUGGUUGUAUGAAAUAUUGUGCUGCUGUCUCUGGAUUUGUUAUCCAGCCUCAACAGAAUGUCUAGUGGACCCCUCUAGACAACCAAUGUGUCAGAGGUCAGUAACCAUGGUGAUAUUGGGCUAUAUCACUAUGGUUACUGACCUCUGUAGUAAGUUCGAGUGAAGGCUUCAUUAAGAAUUGCUGUUGUGCUACUGCAAACUGUGUUGAUAUGUAUGCUGAAAGUCGCUUAUUUUAAAUGUUCAACUUCCUGUUUUUACUUCAUAUUCAGGUGGCCCUUGAGACCAUGGUAGCUGAGUUGGUUGCUUUCGAGUGAUCUCAUUUUGUAGAUCAGAUGUAGAGAACAGAUCUACACCAGCACAAGUCAACUGUGACAGAAACAAGAUGUAGAUCUGUAUCUUUUUGGUCAUUAUAUCAUUUUUGAUAAAUACACUAUGUGGAAUGAACUGGUGGAAAUACAUUUUAGGGUAAAAUGGCAUGCAUGAAUUGAAGAAAUAUGUUUUAUGAGAAAUUAUCAUUUUUAUUAAAUGUUAACCGUUUUAAUGAAGGUUGCACUGGAGGUUUGGACACUAAAGGUGUAUUUUAAACCACUUUCUAUGUGCAAAGCCGAUGUGGCUAUGUUUAGGAGAUGACAAUAAAGAUGUAAAAUUAAA
Conger conger (European conger) is the source of this 3774-nucleotide messenger RNA. RefSeq names its product long-chain-fatty-acid--CoA ligase 1-like. Gene Ontology annotation, biological process: very long-chain fatty acid metabolic process; long-chain fatty-acyl-CoA biosynthetic process; long-chain fatty acid metabolic process. The record is from RefSeq and is a predicted model, not a curated record. Gene Ontology annotation, cellular component: membrane; endoplasmic reticulum. Gene Ontology annotation, molecular function: arachidonate-CoA ligase activity. The transcript has 21 exons. NCBI's taxonomy places the organism in Eukaryota, Metazoa, Chordata, Actinopteri, Anguilliformes, Congridae. Bases 162 to 2255 code for a protein of 697 amino acids.